Stomoxys calcitrans (stable fly) is the source of this 2734-nucleotide messenger RNA. RefSeq names its product spondin-1. Bases 102 to 2669 code for a protein of 855 amino acids. Gene Ontology annotation, cellular component: extracellular matrix. Gene Ontology annotation, molecular function: serine-type endopeptidase inhibitor activity. The record is from RefSeq and is a predicted model, not a curated record. Gene Ontology annotation, biological process: cell adhesion. The transcript is spliced from 7 exons. Lineage: Eukaryota; Metazoa; Arthropoda; Insecta; Diptera; Muscidae.
CCAAACGGUUAGGUUAUUCUUUAAAAAGCUUCCUCAAUCUGGUUAAAUAGUAGUGUUUGCACAGACUUCAAGGACUUCCUCUAUACUCUUAUGGAUUUAAAAUGAGUCCUUUUCGUUUAACAUUUGGGUUUGUGAGUUUGCUGGCCUUGGUGCAUCAUUGCUCAACGGCUUGCUAUCGUAUACCUCAAGCAGCUAAUGGAGAUCGUUCACCAGUCGAUGAGAAUUAUCAAAUCUUAAUUGAUGGCAAUCCAUCCACGUAUCAUCCAGGAAGGGUGUAUAAUAUCUCCCUUGCCUGUCCGGAAACAUUGAAAUUUAUGAGUUUCACUUUGCUGGUGGAAGCCGAAAAUCCAGAAAUGAAUAGUCGCAGCGAGUUAUUGGGAAAAUUUGAAAUUAUCAAUUCGGCUGAGACGAAAUUCAGUAACCUUUGUGAGAAUAUGAUUGAGAGUAGCAAUACAAAUCUCAAGCAUCGCAUUAGUGUAUCCUGGGUGGCGCCCGAUCAUGGAGACAGUGAUUGUGUGCUCUUCAAGGCAGCCGUAUUGCAGCAGCGAACUGUAUGGUUUAUGGAUGAUGGCUAUUUAACGAAGAAGUUGUGUCGCGAACAUGUCGAUGAGAUACAGAGUCAACUGCCACCAGUGGAUCCAUGCUGCGCUUGUGAUGAAGCUAAAUAUGAGAUUGUUUUGGAACGAAACUGGACCAGGAAUACCCAUCCCAAAGAUUUCCCUUUCGAGGCUUGGCGUACUAGUUUUGGCACCAUGAUUGGUGCCUCACAUAGUGUGGAUUAUACAUUCUGGAGUUAUGGUUCUGCAGCCAGCCAGGGCUUAAGAGAGUUGGCCGAACAUGGUUCCAGCUCAUCGCUUGAAAUGGAAAUAAAAAAUCAUACAGAGAGUGGCAGCAUUCGGACUAUCAUCAAAGCUCCUGGUAUCAAAUACCGAUCCAAUUUCCAAGGCAAGACCUUAGCUACAGUGCGUGUUGGACCCAAACAUCAUAUGAUAUCGUUAGUUUCGAAAAUAAAUCCCUCACCCGAUUGGAUAUUGGGUGUGGCUUCUAUGGAACUAUGCACGGAAAACUGCCGCUGGAUUGAAGGCAAAGUCCUUAAUUUAUAUCCCUGGGAUGUGGGAACAGAUUCGGGAGCGUCAUAUAUGUCCCCCGAUCAACCCCAAAUACCACCGGAUGUAGUGAGACGUAUAACCUCCUCAUUUCCCAGUGAUGAUCAUUCGCCAUUCUAUGACAAAACGGGUGCUCCCAUGAAACCUUUGGGAACUUUGCGUGUAACUAGAAAACGCACCUAUGGCCGAUGCUUUGAUGAAGAUUCCCAAAACGAGUUACCCCUAGAGUGUGACACUCAUCCCUGGACGGAGUGGAGUGAAUGCAAUGUAAAAUGUGGCCCCGGAACCCAAUAUCGCCUCAGAGAUUACAAAGAUCCCGAGGUGGCCAAGAAAAAGAAUUGCCAAGAACCUCUAAGGCAAAAUCAAGAAUGCAAUGGCCCUUGUUCUGAUACCGUUGCUGCUAUAGCUCCGCCUUUCGUACCGUCUUUCGUUCCGUCUUUGGGACCACAACCCACAACACGUUAUGGCGGUGCUGAAUGUGAGCUAAGCCAAUGGUCGGCAUUUUCUGAAUGUUCCAACAGAUGUGGGGCAGGUGUUAAAACAAAGACCAGAAACUAUGUGAAUCCCUAUAACCGAGAGAAAUGUCAGAGCGCUGGUCUGCCCUAUGAACUGACCCACACCGAACCCUGUGAAGGCACCUACUGUGGGGGUAAUAUUCCAGGUUCCCCCUAUGGCAGAAGAACAAACGAUCGUAAUAUGUAUGGCGGUACGUCCUCUGACUAUGACGAGGACCAAAAUCGCUAUAAUCCCUCGGGCAAUGUUGGAACUGAGGAUGAAGACUAUGAUGGCCUUAUGGGAUCCAUUGAUGAGUCGGACAUGAGAUCCCAAAUAGCAAGACCCACAGCUGCUCGCUAUGACGAUUUCGGUAGAAACAUCUAUGAGAGUCCCACUCAUAUUUAUGGCAGUGAACGAUUGAGGGGAGGACCUCCCGGCGAUGGGAGCCAGUUUGUAGCAGGAGAUUUGGAAGCCAACUACAAUGACAAUUCCCGCAAGCGUAAAAUGAAAAUGAAUCCGCAGAGUACACGCAAUCCAAAUAGAUAUACCACCAAACCCAGUCUGAGACAAAAUCCUACACCACGCAACUCUUUGCGAGGUUUCAGUCGCACUACUCCCAGAAGUUUCCCAGAGCCAUAUAAAUUUUCCACAUUUGAAAACUCAAAUCCCUUUAACAUCAGAACCAUUGAAGAUGAUACCUUGAAUAUGGCUGGCGAAAAAAGUUUCUGCCUUGAAAGGCCUUCGCCCUCAUACGAACCUUGCACAAAACCGAGGGUCUUUCUUAAGAAUUAUUGGUUCUAUGAUGCCUUGGAUAUGCAAUGCAAACUUUUUACCUCGGAUAAUUGCGAUGAAAAUCGAAAUAAAUUCUUACGCCUAGAAGAAUGCGAGGAGCAGUGUGAAGGAGUAAGUCAACAGGGGGGAGCAGAUUUCAACAAUCCCGAAGGAUUUAAUGAUGGCGUAAGACCUGACCCUGCCAAUGCAGGAGCCUACGGCAAUAGGGGAAGUUAUGAUGCUGGAGGGAGCUUGGCAAGCCAAAAGCGUUUUGGAAAACAAAACAAUAGAUAUUAAGAAAGAUGGGUGAAGUAAUUUUUUUUACACAGAAAACUAUUUUUCGAAUAAAGUAAAGUAAAGAA